CCUCUAUAUAAACGUAGCGGGCAUAAUCAAAACCCUAACAAGUAAGCUUAGAAGUGCGCAGCUACAGAGCUAGCUAUUAGUUGAAGCAGCGAAAAGAUGUCUCAUCGUAAGUUCGAACACCCGAGACACGGUUCCCUUGGCUUUCUCCCAAGGAAGCGAGCUUCUCGUCAUCGUGGAAAAGUGAAGGCUUUUCCAAAAGAUGAUUCUAGUAAACCCUGCAGCUUGACUGCCUUUGUGGGCUACAAAGCUGGGAUGACCCACAUUGUUAGAGAGGUUGAGAAACCUGGUUCAAAGCUUCAUAAGAAAGAGACAUGUGAGGCUGUUACUAUCAUUGAAACUCCUCCACUGGUUGUUGUUGGAGUUGUGGGAUAUAUAAAGACACCUCGCGGCCUUCGCACUCUGAACACUGUUUGGGCUCAGCAUCUAAGUGAGGAAGUUAGGAGACGAUUCUACAAGAACUGGUGCAAAUCUAAAAAGAAAGCCUUUACCAAGCAUUCAAAAAAAUAUGAAACUGUGGAAGGAAAGAAAGAUAUUGAAACUCAACUUGAGAAAUUGAAAAAGUACGCUACUGUCAUUCGUGUUCUGGCUCAUACUCAGAUAAGGAAGUUGAAGGGUCUAAAACAGAAGAAGGCACAUUUGAUGGAGGUCCAAGUUAAUGGUGGGACAAUAGCACAGAAGGUGGACUAUGCAUACAGCUUCUUUGAGAAGCAAAUACCUGUGGAUGCUGUUUUCCAAAAGGAUGAGAUGAUAGACAUCAUUGGUGUGACCAAGGGUAAAGGUUAUGAAGGCGUUGUAACUCGCUGGGGUGUUACUCGCCUCCCACGCAAGACACACAGAGGUCUAAGGAAGGUUGCUUGUAUUGGUGCUUGGCACCCUGCUCGUGUUUCAUUCACAGUUGCCAGGGCUGGUCAGAAUGGAUAUCAUCACCGUACUGAGUUGAAUAAAAAGAUCUACAAGGUUGGCAAGUCCGGUCAAGAGUCACAUGCAGCCGUCACUGAAUUUGACAGGACUGAGAAGGAUGUUACUCCUAUGGGUGGAUUCCCUCAUUAUGGUGUGGUGAAGGAUGAUUACAUUAUGGUCAAGGGAUGCUGUGUUGGACCAAAGAAGCGGGUUGUCACUCUUCGUCAGUCACUACUCAAGCAGACAUCCCGAGUUGCUCUUGAAGAGAUCAAACUGAAGUUCAUUGACACCUCAUCCAAGUUUGGACAUGGCCGCUUCCAGACCACUCAGGAGAAGCAGAAGUUUUAUGGUCGAUUGAAGGCUUAAAUUUUUGGUUUUGCUAUGGGAAUUUCAUUUAUCCGUUCUCUUGAAGAACAUUUUCUAUCAAAAUUUCAGCAGCAAAAUAAGACAUUUAGUGGCCUUUUUUUGGUGUUAGACGAUGGUGAUAUUUUUCACUGAGAAAGUAUUAUGCUUCUACUAGUUGCUUGGAAUACUUUUGCUGCGUUAUUCUGGUCAGCUGAUCUCUUUUGGAUGAUUUUUGAUAUUUGCUUUCUUUUAUUUAUAUUGUCAUAUGGUGGUGGUCCUUAGUUAACUUCUGGAAGGGAG
Messenger RNA from Gastrolobium bilobum, 1545 nucleotides. Its product is annotated as large ribosomal subunit protein uL3. Gene Ontology annotation, molecular function: structural constituent of ribosome; RNA binding. The record is from RefSeq and is a predicted model, not a curated record. The transcript has 6 exons. Lineage: Eukaryota; Viridiplantae; Streptophyta; Magnoliopsida; Fabales; Fabaceae. Gene Ontology annotation, biological process: translation; ribosomal large subunit assembly. Gene Ontology annotation, cellular component: cytosolic large ribosomal subunit; ribosome. Bases 97 to 1266 code for a protein of 389 amino acids.